Rotaria sp. Silwood2 is the source of this 1188-nucleotide messenger RNA. NCBI's taxonomy places the organism in Eukaryota, Metazoa, Rotifera, Eurotatoria, Philodinida, Philodinidae. The record is from the annotation of a GenBank genome assembly.
AUGCGUAGUAAUAGUACUAGUGCGACUGGUAAUCAUCAUAAUCACCAUCGCCAUUUAUUUAUUCGAAAUUUUCUCACAGACUUUCGUCGUCAGUCGAGUGUCAAUGAUUAUAAUUUUGCCAUUCCAUUGUCACUUGCAGUUACUGAUGAAGAAGCUGGAGAUUUACCAGGAGCACGCUUAUCGAUAUCAAAUUCUUUAACAAGCGUUCAUAAACAAUGUGAACAAGACGAUGCUGAAGCAACAAAUAAACUUUUAGACAUUGGCCGUGUUGCUUCAUGGGCUGUUGGUUUUGAAAAAUUGCUCAAUGAUGACACAGGUUUACAUGUAUUUACUGAAUUUUUAAAAAAAGAAUUUAGUCAAGAAAAUAUUCAAUUUUGGAUUGCAUGCGAAAAAUUUAAAAAAUUGUCAGAUCCAGAAGAGAUUCAUCUUAAUGCCAAUUUGAUUUGGUCCACUUAUUUACAUGAUACAGAUGAUGGUUCAUGUCCAAUAAAUAUUGAUAGUCGAACACGACAAGAAUGUCAACAGUCUUUAUUAAAUAAGCCUAAUGCUCAUAUGUUUGAAAAGGCUCAAUCUCAGAUAUUCCAAUUAAUGAAAUAUGAUUCAUAUAGUAGAUUCCUUAAAUCAAAUAUGUAUAAAGAUUGUAUUAUGAGUGAAAUGGAAGGUAAAUGUAUACCAUAUACAAAACAGCAGCAACAACAACAAUUACAAACUCCAUCAAACUAUGAAGAUAGAUCAAAAACACUUGAUUCUUUUACAAAAUUAAAAGACGAUGAAAAGAAAGAUAAAAAACGAAGUCCGCUUUUACCUUGGACAAAAGUUAAACGUGAUACACCUUCCUCUCUGUCCAAUCUACAUCAUCAAACUGCUAAUGCUAGUACAAAUACUCCAAUACAUGAAAAUUUAUGUUUAUCACCGUUUCUAACAUCACCAAUUACAAAUAAAUCAGCUUCAACUGAAUUAGGAACUAUAUCAACAAUAGCAAAAAUUGCAAGUGCAUCAUCAUCAUCAUCAGCUUCACUAACAAUAACAAUGAAUAGUGGAAAUUUAUCAAGCAAAAUGAAUAAAAUUUCACCAAAUGUUCCUCAACAAGAUUCGCCAGCGUUUAAUUUUCUUUCACGUUCAGAAACAAAUCAAGAAUCAACUUCGUUUCCUGAAAAGAAAACUUUUAUAGUUAGUUAUUCUUAUUGA